This is a messenger RNA of Cyanistes caeruleus (blue tit), 732 nucleotides long. Lineage: Eukaryota; Metazoa; Chordata; Aves; Passeriformes; Paridae. The record is from RefSeq and is a predicted model, not a curated record.
GCCCGGCACAGCUCGGUGCAUGAGUGGCUCCUUCUCUCUGCAGGUGGGGUGAUCAGCUACGUGGGCUCCAGCGGCGCCUCUCCCACCCGCACCAGCCCCGUGUCCCUCUGCAGCGACAGCUCCAACGGCAGCUCCCAGUCGGGCUCGCAGCCCUUCCCCACCUACUUCCCACCGUCACCCACCGGCUCCCUCCAGGAUUCCCGCGCCUAUGGUGGAGCCACGCUGGCCCCCCAUGAAGACGGUUCCCCUUCCUCCUCCUCCUCAUCCUCCUCCUCCACCUCCUCUUCCUCGUACGGCUCCUCGGUGAAUUUCCCCGGGGUGCAGCCGGUCCCCGCGGACGAGCGGCGCCGCAGCUCGCCAAGCAAAGCCGGCAGCACCGUCACGAAGCUCAACGGCAUGGUGCUGCUCUGCAAGGUCUGCGGGGACGUCGCCUCCGGCUUCCACUACGGCGUCCACGCCUGCGAGGGCUGCAAGGGCUUUUUCCGCCGCAGCAUCCAGCAGAACAUCCAGUACAAGAAGUGCCUCAAGAACGAGAACUGCUCUAUCGUCCGCAUCAACCGCAACCGCUGCCAGCAGUGCCGCUUCAAGAAGUGCCUGCUGGUCGGCAUGUCCCGUGAUGCCGUGCGCUUCGGGCGCAUCCCCAAGCGGGAGAAGCAGCGGAUGCUGGCGGAGAUGCAGAGCGCCAUGGGCGGCAUGGCCAGUGCCCCACCGCCGAUGCCGGGGCCCGGCGAG